AUGACUCGUGAGCGCACACCUGACUAUGUUUGGGCCUUGGAGUGCAUGAAAUCUCUACUUGCUGACCCUGCCCGAUUACCUGGAGUGAUUGUGACUGAUAGGGAAUUGGCUUUACUCAGUGCUGUUCGGAAUAUUUUUCCUGAGGCUACCCAUUUACUAUGCCUAUUCCACAUAAACAAGAAUGUUGAGGCAAAGUGCAAAUUGUGGGUUGACACAACGGAUUUUAAAGCCUUAGUGAUGCAAAAGUGGAAUGAAGUGGUAUAUGCGGAAACAGCUACACAAUUUGAGGAGGAAUGGAGCGACAUGUGUGAUAUGUGUAAGGAUCAUCCAAGGUUCACAUCGUACAUUUAUGACACUUGGUUGGUUCACAAGGAGAAAUUUGUGAAGGCAUGGACAAACAGAGUGAAGCAUUUUGGAACGACAACAAGUAACAGGGCUGAAAGUGCACAUGCAAGCUUGAAGAAGAUGCUUAGGAACGGCAAGGGUAACUUGUGCGAUUCAUGGGAAGCAAUUGAUAGGUUGACCAUUGUACGCCACAAUGCAAUACAAGCAUCGUUUGAGCGCAGUAUUAACAUUGUAGAGCACUGUUUCAAGUCUCCAAUGUAUAAGAAUAUGAGAGGAUUCGUUGCUAAACAUGCACUUCACCUAAUGUAUGAUGAACAAAACAGAUUUUGGGGUCAUAGUGAGAAAUGCGGUUGCGUGAUGAAAGUCACUCAUGGACUACCUUGCGCUUGUGCACUUCAGAGUAUGGCCUCAAUUCCGUAUGCAGCAGUUGAUCCAUUCUGGAAGAUACUUUCUUGGGAACAAGUGCCUGUUGUGGAGAGUCAAACCUCAAACAGUGGAUGCAUGCCGCUAGAGAUUGAGGCUUUGUGGGCUCAUUUCAAUACCUUGGAUGAUGCGGGCCAAAGUAUGCUGAGAAGGAAGCUUAAAGAGCUUUAUUGUCCUCAAAUCAGUUCAUUGUGUCCUCCUGAAGUGAAGAUAAAGCACAAUCAAUCGUCCAAGGAGAGGAAAACCAAACCUCCCAGAGGUCAAUCAAUAGGAUCCACCCAGCGUGACCUUUCACAUUGGGAACUUGUUGACAAUCAGACCAAAGAACAAGAAGCGAAAGCUAGCAAGAGGAAACCUAGGCUCACCAAAACUCCUAAAACAACUCCAACAUCGCAAGCUCCUAAGACAAAGAACAAGAAGGCUAUGACAGCCACCGGCUCCAAAAUCUACUUACCGGAGUUGUAA
Messenger RNA from Lotus japonicus, 1233 nucleotides. RefSeq lists its product as uncharacterized. The record is from RefSeq and is a predicted model, not a curated record. Lineage: Eukaryota; Viridiplantae; Streptophyta; Magnoliopsida; Fabales; Fabaceae. The coding region runs from base 1 to 1233 and encodes 410 amino acids. The transcript has 2 exons.